Aspergillus lentulus is the source of this 2202-nucleotide messenger RNA. RefSeq lists its product as uncharacterized. NCBI's taxonomy places the organism in Eukaryota, Fungi, Ascomycota, Eurotiomycetes, Eurotiales, Aspergillaceae. The record is from RefSeq and is a predicted model, not a curated record.
AUGGAUUCUCAGGGUCCUGCACCUCAGAUGAAACUGUCAGCGAUUGACCAAAGCAAAGAUGACCGGGGGUCAUUCUCUACUCCGACAAUAGGUAAAUGCAAGUACAAGGCCAAAGACAAAAGAGAACGGUUCGAGGAUAUUUGCCCUCAUACCGGUGCCGACUCGUCAUCUCCGAAACCUCAAGGGAUACUGGCGACUCACGCGAGAUUGUCAAGUAUAAGUAUGAAUGACAUAUCGGAUCCACAAAUCUCGGCUUCGACGUUGAUUCCGACUAUAGCGCCGGUUGCACUAGGUUCCUCCAUGAUUUCGCAGCCCAAUGCGGCCUUGCGGAUGAGCCAACAAUAUUUUCAAUGUGAGCCACCAUUUCAGGAGCCUCAAGCACCCGCGCUGCAGAAUUAUGCGAUGUAUGGUCUUGCGGGGUACCCGUUCGCCUUUUCUCCAUCUUUGCAAGGUUUGAGUGCAUCGAAUGUCACUCCUUUCAUGUCGUCCGCAUCGCAGGCGCAGUCCUCUGGCCUGGUUACGCCAUCCGAUAUAGCUCCAUGCAGCAGUAUGAUCGGUGGAUACUCUUCCGCCAUCAGCCAAUCUUCGUCAAUUCUGGACUCGUUCGUUCCAAACCAUGCACCGCAGGGGUAUCUUCAAGUCGGUGGCCAAAUGGCGGCUGUCAAUCACCCACUGCUCUCAAUGGGGCCUUUCCUGGAAUCCUCACUGCGCAAUUCCCUGAGCCAAAUCUCGAUCGAUUAUGCAGCCCUAUCAACUCAGCUUACAAGUCUCGAUAGAUACAUGGCCAUGCAUACUUGGGAUAUGGAUCCCUGCGCGAAGAAGUCCCUGGUCGAACAGCGGAAGAGUUUGGUGCGAGAGUUAGAUGUGGUGCGGUCGUACAAAGAGCAGUUGGAAGCAACCCUCAGAGUCUCGAAUGAACCUGGGAAUCAGAAGGAAAAGAGGGCUGGCGCCGCAGCCCAAUCGAACAAUUGUUUGUCUCAAAGUAUGAUGACCAAUCAAUUCCAUCUGGAAAUACCCCCUUCUGCUUCACAAUAUGCGGUACCUGGAUUUUCCAUGCUAUCACCGGUCAGUUCUGUGCCACCAGUUCUCCCAGCCGACCAGUAUAUGGACCCGUAUUUUCAGUGGCAGGCCAGUCAAAAUGUGGGAAGUCUGGACAAUUAUUUUGAAUUUCAAAACUUAUCCUCAGGAUGCAAUGCUUCGAUGGCUUCUAGGUUAUCCCAACGCAAUCGGAAGUCUAACUCCGGAUCGGAGUUUGCCAGAGCCAAUACACGAGCUAGAGAUCUCGUUGACAGUAAGGCAAGAGAUGGAAAAACAGGCGUCAAUGACGGCCGGACGUCCUUUUCGAAACCGUCAUCCUCCGAACCCCGCGGUACAGAGCAUAUGAUGGGGGAUGCCAUGCGAAAGGUUGAUCCCGUCAACGAACUUAUUCAAGGACUGUCACGAGUCUCAAUACAAUCGACGUUGUCAGACACCCAUAGCUACAGUGAGAAAAACGCAAAAGUCCAGUCCUACCUUCCAAGGAAAUCGUCCACGGAGUUGAUCAAAGGCGCCGGGACUUACAGGCCGGUUGUACCACGUCUCAGAAGACCUUGGGCAUCUGAAAUGCCAAUCCAACGAGCGCCCAUCCGGCGUCGCGAGAUGUCUUUCAAAACAGAUGAGGAUGCCGAUAGCAAGUCAUCGUCGUCCUAUACAUCGACAACGGAUUCAUGGGCUACUGGUCGUAGCGAGGACAAGCGUUCGGUAGGCGGGGACUCGGUCCACGGCCAACAGAGCGGAAACGAUUUGGAAUCGCAUCAGGAAAGUCGACGCUAUUCCAACCUAGCUCCCGCAAUAGAUACGGUGCACACUGCGCAGCUUUCAACUGCUAGUGCGUCGAAUUCGAAAAGUUCACAGUCGCAUAGCACAAUCGCAUAUGAACCGCGUCCUUCUACUUCAGCGACUAGUAUGACUGAUUUGAGCGAAGAAACGAGCUCUGUCAACGCGAAGCAGGCCAACCCCCAACUACUCACGCAGUACUUGAACAAGGAUCACGGCUUGCUUGUUCAGAAAUCUACGGCAUUAGCAGUGUCUCAAAAUGUCAAUGCCCAUGCGUUCCUCGCUGGUGUUGAAGGCAUGCUAAACAGACCUUAUCUGGGCGAUAUCAGUCAUAGUGACGACAAGAUGCAGGCCCUGGCCCAGCACGCAAAGCUGGGAAAAGUUUGA